Messenger RNA from Cladocopium goreaui, 3717 nucleotides. The record is from the annotation of a GenBank genome assembly. NCBI's taxonomy places the organism in Eukaryota, Dinophyceae, Suessiales, Symbiodiniaceae.
AUGGAGACAUCCUUAGGGCAAUGCCCACAGAGUGCAUUCAGAUAUGACUUGAUGUUCUUCUGGAUGACUAGCACCAUGAGCCGUGCCAAGGGGAAAAAGGUGGAACUGAGGGAUCUUCCCAUGCUUCCAUCUUCAGAUGCCAUUGCCUCGAUGACACUGCAGCAGACGUUGCGAAGUGUGGCCGCCAAAGAGGUCAUGACGUUGGUCUACGCGGCCAUCGCCAUGUUGUUGUAUUCAGUAUCGAUGACCCUGAUGCCAGUCGCAAUGAUGAUGGUCAUCAAGUGCGCAGAGACAGAGGAGACCAACGACUUUAACUGGUUAGAUCCUGCCUGGAGUCAACAAGAGGCAAUGCUAUGGUGGAUCAUCAUCUAUGUGGUGUUGCAAGCCAUCUCCGCCGUUGCAAAUCACUGGCAAUUUCACAUGGCCUACCACGCGGGUCAGCGCAUGAGAGCACAGGUGAUCAUGAUGGUCUUCCGGAAAGCUCUGAGAGUUGAUCCUCAAACAAGGCCUUCUGUGGGUCACACCUUGAAUCUGAUGUCGACAGAUGCUCAGAAGUUUCUGGAAGCCCUGCCCUUCCUCCACAAGCUUUGGGCUUCGCCGCUUCAAGUUCUUCUCGCCAGCAUUAUCCUUCUGGCCCUGGUAGAUGUGAGUGCUCUCUUCGGCAUUGCAGUGUUGCUGCUGGUGGUGCCUCUUUCUCGUCAUUUCGCCAAGCUCUUGGGCAGGUUCCGAGCAAAACAUUUGAUCUUCCAGGAUCAGCGGGUGCGCAUGUGUGUGGAGUUGCUGGAAGGAAUUCGAUGCAUCAAAUUCUUUGCCUGGGAGAAACCAUAUUUGCAGCGAGUUUUUGAGAAGCGCGCUCAUGAAAUCCACUGGGCCUUGCGUGAAUCCUUGAUCUUCGGUUUUUCCAUGAUCAUCGCUGUGUUGACUCCCAUGUUGGCCUUUACCGCAACGCUGGUGGCCUUUGUUUUGCAGGGAGAUGAGAGUCGAUUGACCGCCACACGGGUCUUCGGAACGUUGGCCCUGCUGAAUGCCUUGCGGUUUCCUAUUAUGGAUCUAGGCAGCAUGCUGGCGACCAUCGUCUCCUUGUACACUUCCUGGCAUCGCCUGGGACAUUUUUUCAGAUCCUCAGAGGCUGCUGUUCCGGUGGCAGCGUUGAAAGAUGAUGCGGAGCUGGUGCUCUCUCAUUGCAGCUUCAGUUGCAAGGAAGGAACGAAGGAAAUUUUCCGCCUGAAGAUGGACGUUGACUUGAAGGUGCGUCCUGGGGAGUUGGUGGUCAUCCUGGGCAAGGUGGGCAGCGGAAAGUCCACUCUGUUGCAAGGCAUCCUGGGAGAAAUCUGCCGCACUGGCACUGCUGCCGUGCGUGGCAGGAUCGCCUACUGCUCUCAACAACCUUGGAUUCGCAACGAGUCCUUGAGGGAAAACGUCUUAUUUGGUGAAGCUAUGGACAUGGAUUGGUACACACAGGUCCUAGACGCUUGCGGCCUGGCCAUGGAUCUGCAGCAACUCUCCCAUGGCGAUUUGACGGAGAUCGGGGAACGUGGCAUCACGCUGAGUGGAGGCCAGAAACAGCGUGUGGCCUUGGCGCGCGCCGUGUACCAUCGCAACUGCUCCCUGGUCUUGUUGGACGACGUGCUCUCAGCCUUGGAUGCGCACACCUCGCGACACAUCUUGCAGGCCCUGAUUGGUCCAUCUGGUCUCCUGAGAGACCGGGCCGUGCUGUUGGCAUCCCACAACACUGCGGCUGCAGAACGGGCACAGCGCGUUUUGCUGUUGGGUUCCACCGAAGGUCCAAGUGAUGCAGAGAAAACCACGGAAUCCUCCUUGCUCUUCGAUGGACCAUGGCAAAAACUCUGCGAAGAAAAGGCACUCUUGGAGCUCAUUGGACAGGCAAAUGUCGAAGCAGCUGGAGAAGGCGGUGAGAGUCACGAGACGCUGCAGGAGAGCUUGGAUUUGCAGAAGCUGCAAGUCAGCAAGCCCAAAGUAGGCAUGAUGAAAGCUGAAGACCAUAGUGGGAGCAUCUCCCGACGAUCCAUCAGCAUAUACCUGCGCUGCUGUGGAGGCUGGCGCGCCGUGUCCAUCUUUUUUCUGAGCUCGGUGCUUGAGCGAGUAAUGAUUGUGGGCAUGGACUGGUGGCUCUCACGCUGGACCACGCAGGUGACUGCAGAAGAAGCCAUAAUGGAGGUCGCGAACACGCGAAUUUCCAUUGCAGUGUUCACCAUCAGGGGUGGCCAGAAGCUCUUCGAACGUUUGGCGUUGCGUGUGGUUCGCGCGCCUAUGCGAUGGUGGGAUACUACGCCUUUAGGACGUGUCCUGAACCGAUUCAGCUUCGACACGGACAAUGUGGACACCACGUUGGUGACGAAGCUGUUUCCUGCCAUUAUGUCAUUGAGUUGGUGUGCUGGAGCCAUCGGAGUGAUGGUGGGAACAUUUUGGCCUUGGUCCUUGAUCUUCAUUCCCAUCCCAACCAUGAUCUAUCUCUGGCUCUUCCAGUUCUCGCGCAAGUCCAUUCGGCAAUUCCAGCAGCUGGAUAGCAUCUCCCGCAGCCCCAUCCAAUCCGUUUACUCAGAGGUCCUCAGUGGCAUUGUCAGCGUGCGAGCCUUUGCCUGCGAGGCCAAAUAUAGCGAGCGUUUGGCACGAGUCAUUGAUGUAAACUCUGCUGCGAUCUUGACAUUCAAUUCCUCGAACCGAUGGUUGGGUGUCAGGGUGGAGCUCUUGGCGGCUUUCGUCAGCAGCUUGCUCGGCUUGGGCUUCUGGUUGCUUCGGGGUCAAGUUCCCGCCAGCCUCAUCGGCAUGUGUUUCAUUUGGAAUACGAACCUCGCCACAUCGCUGGGUUUCAACUGCAUCUUCUCCAGUCAGGUACCUGACGAGGGAGAACAUCAGGAUUUGGACGGAGCAAGGAGCGAUAUCAAGGAAUCCAUAACGAAAUCAGACGUUCUGCUGUCCUUUGAGAAGGUCUGUUUACGAUAUCAACCUGGCCUUCCUUUGGCCCUGAACUCGGUCUCCUUCCAACUGGGCCGGAAGGAGCGUUUGGCUGUGGUGGGUCGCACUGGCUCUGGCAAAUCCACCCUGGCCGUGGCCUUGUUCCGCCUUUGUCCCUUGGAGGAGGGUCGGGUGAUCUUGCAGGGCCAGGAUUUGGCGGAGUUGCAGCGUGGCCGUGAAGGGCGAAGGUUCCCUGCUGCUGCCAACACGCCCAAGGAUCCAGUGAUUUUCAGUGGCACGGUACACUACAACCUGGAUCCCUUCAACGAAUUUGAUGCAGCGAGAUGUUCAGAGGCACUGCAUCGAGCCCAAUUGGCGGAGACCUUGCAGUUGGAGACACAAAUCGACCAGGCGGGCGCGAAUCUCUCCGUAGGUGAGCGACAACUGUUGUGUUUGGCACGGGCGUUGCUUCGGAGCCCGCGACUCCUGGUUUGUGAUGAGGCCACCAGCUCGGUGGAUGCCAAGACUGACAGCGCCGUGCAGCGCUGCUUGCGUGAGGCGGUGGCGUUCCUUGGCGCGGCGAGGAACUUUGACGUCAGUUUGCUGACCAUUGCGCACCGCCUUGUGACUAUUGCUGACUAUGACAAGGUGCCGUUGGCGCAGGUCAUGUUGCUUGAAGCUGGUCGAAUGAAGGAGUUCGAUUCACCGAGGAACUUGAUUUCAGAUGAGAACUCUGCCUUCUCCCAAUUGGUAGAGAGUCUCUCAGCGAGGAAUGCAGCUGCUUUACCAUAUGUGCUCGCU